AUGGAACAACGGUACGCCAAGACAUCAAAGAGAUCCACGGUGAAAUCGAAUUUAGAAAUCUCAACUUCGCUUAUCCUGGCGAGGUGCCGGUGCUCAAAAAUAUCAACCUCAAGGUUCCGCGCUGGGGCCACGGUUGCAAUUGUCGGUGCGACCGGCAGCGGUAAGACCACUUUGAUCAACCUCAUCCCUCGCAUCCGUCAAACAGAGCGGGGCAUGGUCUUCAUCGACGGUGUCGAUAUUCAAGAUAUCCCGCUGCAAGUCUUGAGAUCGAAUAUCGGUGUCGUUGAACAGGAGCCUUUUCUCUUUUCCGACCUCCUGCAAAACAAUAUCGCUUACGGCGUUAGCAAUGCAAACGAAGUCGAGGUCAAGGAUGUGGCUCACACCGCCGAUCUGCUCGCCCAGAUUGAGGAAUUUCCCGAUGGGCUAGAGACGUUCUUGGGUGAACGUGGUCAAACCAUCUCAGGAGGACAGAAACAACGAACAGCACUCGCACGCGCAAUCAUGAUCAAGCCGAAGAUUCUGAUCUUGGACGAUGCGUUCGCAAGCGUAGAUACGAAUACAGAGGAUACCAUCCUCACACGACUGAAUGAGAUUAUGGAAGAUCGCACGACGAUCCUCAUAUCGCACCGCAUUUCGACCGUUAAGGCGGCAGAUUUAAUUAUCGUCUUAGACGAUGGAGAGAUUGUCGAACGCGGUACACAUGAGGAGUUAUUGGCGCGUGACGGCAUCUAUGCCGGUAUCCAUGAGAAACAGCUGCUGCAAGAAGAGCUAGAAGCACUGUAG
Geodia barretti is the source of this 783-nucleotide messenger RNA. NCBI's taxonomy places the organism in Eukaryota, Metazoa, Porifera, Demospongiae, Tetractinellida, Geodiidae. The record is from the annotation of a GenBank genome assembly.